CCAUCGAGAGUCAUCAAACGUCAAACAUCAGCUCGUUUUUUCGGUUGUGGUGCAGCAGCAGCAUAAAAUAGUUUAUUUCAACCAUGCUGAGAUUCUUCAGUUUCGUCGCUCUGGCAGUCGUUGCAGUCUCCAGCUAUCGGGUGCACACCGGACAUCAUCACGAGGAGCAUCACCACGUGGAACCGCAGGCACAUCACAAGAUGGAAGCUCAUCACGAACCGGAACAUCACCAUCACGAGGAUCAUCACAUUGAAGUGCCCCACGAUUACUUCGCCCAUGCCAAGUACAAGUACGAUUACGGCGUUGAGGAUCCUCAUACCGGAAAUCAUCACUCGCACUGGGAAGAACGAGAUGGCGAUGUUGUGAAGGGAGCUUACACCCUGUUCGAUUCCGACGGAAGCACCCGGAUUGUGGAGUACACUGCCGAUCCGCUUCAUGGAUUCAAGGCAGUGGUCAAGAAGAUCCAACACAAGCAGCUGGAGACUCACGAGCAUGAGCACGAACAUCACGGACAUCACGGUCAUCACCAUGAGCCGGAACUGAAGAUGCACCACGGCCAUCACGAGCAUAUGGUUCACCACCAUCACGUGCACGAGCACGAUCACGAGCAUAAACACCACGAAUAGAUACCUAGACGGAGGAAGAAAGGGGGAGAGGAGGUAAUCUGAUGCGUGGGAGUGAUGCUGCGUGACUGACUGAGGCACCCACAUAAUUGUAGCCAAAAGACUUGUUAGCUAGUAAGUGCAUUGUUAAGUUUGAUACUCAACCGAAUAGUAACGAAGCAAAUAUAAUUAACUUUCCGAAGUUUUUUUUU
This is a messenger RNA of Uranotaenia lowii, 814 nucleotides long. RefSeq names its product histidine-rich glycoprotein-like. Lineage: Eukaryota; Metazoa; Arthropoda; Insecta; Diptera; Culicidae. The record is from RefSeq and is a predicted model, not a curated record. The coding region runs from base 84 to 626 and encodes 180 amino acids. The transcript is spliced from 2 exons. Gene Ontology annotation, cellular component: extracellular matrix.